Saccostrea cuccullata (small rock oyster) is the source of this 1210-nucleotide messenger RNA. RefSeq names its product alpha-L-fucosidase-like. Gene Ontology annotation, biological process: fucose metabolic process; glycoside catabolic process. The transcript has 8 exons. Lineage: Eukaryota; Metazoa; Mollusca; Bivalvia; Ostreida; Ostreidae. Gene Ontology annotation, molecular function: alpha-L-fucosidase activity. The record is from RefSeq and is a predicted model, not a curated record. The annotation marks the transcript as partial. Gene Ontology annotation, cellular component: lysosome.
AAUAACAAUGCAGUUUCAAUGUGUCAUUUACAUAUCUCUUUUUAUUAUUUUUAACAUAUUUGAAGCAUUCGGUGCCAAAUAUGAACCAAACUGGGCUUCUCUCGACUCUCGUCCUCUACCGGAUUGGUAUGAUAAAUCGAAAAUAGGAAUCUUCAUCCACUGGGGAGUGUUUUCUGUUCCCAGUUAUUCAUCAGAGUGGUUUUGGUGGACAUGGAAGGGACAGAAGGUACCUGGUGUUGUAGAUUUUAUGCAGAAGAAUUACCCGCCAGAUUUCACCUACGCUGAUUUUGCACCCCAAUUCACUGCUGAGUUUUUUAAUGCUGACCAAUGGGCACAAACCUUCCAGGCCUCAGGAGCCAAGUACAUUGUGUUUGUGAGCAAGCAUCAUGAGGGGUUCUGUAACUGGCCGUCCAAAUACUCCUUCAACUGGAACUCGGGAGAUGUGGGACCUAACAGAGAUAUUGUGGGAGAAUUAGCAGACUCGAUAAAGAAUAAGACUGAUAUUCAUUUUGGUCUGUACCAUUCCUUAUUUGAAUGGUUUCAUCCACUUUAUCUUAAAGACAAGGCCAAUAACUACACAACACAGGACUUUGUCAGGACAAAGACAAUGCCAGAGCUGUAUGAACUUGUUAACAGAUAUAAACCUGAUGUUGUUUGGUCGGACGGAGACUGGGAAACAACAGAUGUGUACUGGAACGCUACACAGUUUCUGGCCUGGCUGUACAAUGAAAGUCCAGUGAAAGACACAGUGGCUGUAAAUGAUCGGUGGGGAAACAACAUCAGGUGUAAACAUGGAGGAUUUUUGAACUGUGAUGACAAAUAUAAUCCAGGAAAAUUGCAGAAAAGAAAGUGGGAGAAUGCGAUGACCAUUGACAAGUUUUCCUGGGGUUAUCGCAGAAGGGCAGUCAUCAGUGACUACCUCACAAUGAAGGACAUAGCCAAGGUCAUAGCUUCGACUGUUAGUUGUGGAGGAAAUGUGCUGAUCAACAUAGGGCCCACACAUGAUGGGAGGAUAGCACCAGUAUUUGAGGAGAGGCUGAAACAGAUGGGUCAGUGGCUGGGGGUCAAUGGAGAGGCCAUCUAUGAAUCUGUACCCUGGAGUCACCAGAAUGAUACCAUCACCCCAGAUGUGUGGUACACAUCAAAGAAAACACCUCAAGGUACUGCUGUAUAUGCUAUAGUCCUGACGUGGCCCAAGGCAAACCAGCUA